CACACUGAGAAAUACUUUCGUUGUUCCUAAUAUUCAUCUCUAUAUCUGUCAUUCUCAGCAUACACACAUAUAUAUAGACACGCAUACAUAUAUGUAGGGUAAUUGUGAAAAGUGCUAUAAAUCGCGACACACAACAAAAACCUACGCGAACGAGAGAGAGAAAUAAGUAUAUAGAGAGAGACAGACAGAUAGGGAGAGAGAGAGAGACUGACAUUGUCUAACGGUGCUGUGUCGCUGUGGUAGACCAGACAGAUACAAACUUUUUCUAAAAACAAACUUUAUAGUGUGUCUAUAAGACAAGCGGUGACUAUGGAAGGUAAUAUUCGAGUCCCACGUCGUUUAAAACGUUACUUCAGCUCCAUGUGUCUGGUCAGUGUCUUCCUGAUGGUGCUUGUGGGACCAGGGGCCAUCAUAACAGUCCUCGGUCAAACCAUGUCCUUUUUUAAUCUUACAAACUUGCUUGGGUCGUUCGGCAAUUUGAUCGAAUCUUUGGCCGGUUUCGGCAAGGGUGGAAGUUGUACCUUUAAAUGUCCCGAUGGAAGUAAACCACGACCCAAUCCUGUCCAUGCUUCCACUACUGAUGGUUGUGGUGCAUUUGGUUUUCAGAUCCAUUCACAGCUCUUCCCUGCUGUCACCACAUGCUGUGAGACACAUGACUUCUGCUAUGAUAUGUGUAACAGCAACAAGAGUGUCUGUGACUCAGAGUUCCAAGACUGCCUCAAGAUGAUAUGUAAAAACAUACACAAAGCCACAGGUGGUACAGAGUUAUAUGAAGGUUGUGUCAGCAUAGCUGCCCUGGCAUACAAGACAACAGUGGCAGUUGGAUGUAAGACUUUCCAACAGUCCCAGAGCAAUGCCUGCAUCUGUGGUGGUGGUCCUGCUCAUGAUGAUGUCCAUGGAGACAGUGACAGUAGUAGCAGUGGUGGUGGUAGUGGCAGUGGUGAAGGUGGUGGUGGUGGAGGUGAGAGUUCGUCUUCCCAGUUUGUUCACACUUCCAAGAAAACUUUUGGUACAAAGUCUCGCUCCUCAGGAGACUCUGUCCCUCCUGGUUCUGAAUCAUCAGACGAGACAUUCAGGCAGGCAUCAUCAUCAUCAUCACAAUCGCCGCCAGACCAAAAAGACAACAGCAACAAUGGCGAUUUCGGCAGUAAAACAGCAAAAGAAGCAAUGGGUUAUACUCAACAGGAGAAUAAUAUGAAGGGACACAAGGUGUACAAUCAUGCAGACAUUGUACGAGCCAACAUGCCACAGGGAUCACCAUCAUCAUCGCAAAAUGAACACAGCACACGAGACAAUGUCGCUGGGUCAAAGGAUGAUGUCAAGCAAAAACGACGAGACAAGACGAAAGGGUCAAAAAAUAACUUGCGACGCGGAAAAGAUGACGAUGACAAUGAUGAUGAUGAUGACGAUGAUGAUGAUAAAUAUAGAAAUAAUGUUGGGGGUAAGAAAGGGUAUGGUAAGAAACAUAACAAACCCAAAGGGACACGGCAGAAAGAUGAGUUUUAAGGAGUUUAGGGUGCCAUGAAUUGGACUUUGUAUUUUUGUAUAUAUUAAUUUUAUAAUUAGUUUAUAUAUAUGUGUGUGUGUGUAUAUAUAUAUAUAUGUACAUGCAUAUACAUACAUGCACACCA
Octopus sinensis (East Asian common octopus) is the source of this 1631-nucleotide messenger RNA. RefSeq lists its product as uncharacterized. The transcript has 4 exons. The record is from RefSeq and is a predicted model, not a curated record. Gene Ontology annotation, biological process: arachidonate secretion; lipid catabolic process; phospholipid metabolic process. Bases 310 to 1506 code for a protein of 398 amino acids. Gene Ontology annotation, cellular component: extracellular region. Gene Ontology annotation, molecular function: calcium ion binding; A2-type glycerophospholipase activity. NCBI's taxonomy places the organism in Eukaryota, Metazoa, Mollusca, Cephalopoda, Octopoda, Octopodidae.